CUUUUUUUCGGGCUUGCUUAAUAUCACCUUGGACGUGAGAGGACGAGACGGGGGCAUAAGCGUCCAUUGACCGAAAUUGGCGCAUCUAGAGCGUUUCAACACUUUCCCUCUUCAACUGAAGGACCGUACAGCUUGUCAUUGAACAUAUAACGCUCGAGCCCCUCAAUUCCUCCAUUAAUUUUCGACGAGAACCCCGCCAAUAUCCCGAAUUCGCCGAAACUAUGUCUGCGUCACGAUCCUUUGCGACUUGCUUGGCCAAGCUCCCGGCUACGGCACCACGAACAAUACAGUCAAUGCGACUUGGCCAGAAUGUACUGUCUCGGACGUCCAAGGGUCGAUCUCCUACAAUCUCUCGAUUUACUCGCUUCUCGCCUGUUUCCCAUAGAGCAUUUACUACCACGACACAACGGCGCCAUGGACAUAUUGACCCCCCGAAGCCCGGUGAAGAACUUUAUGUCACAUUCAUCGAGAAGGACGGCACAGAGAACAAGUUUGCUGUUUCUGAGGGGGAUAACCUUCUCGAUAUCGCCCAAGCAAACGAUCUAGAGAUGGAGGGCGCAUGCGGAGGAUCUUGCGCCUGCUCGACAUGCCAUGUUAUCGUUGCCGACGACGCAUAUUUCGACAAGAUGCCCGAGCCCGAGGAUGACGAGAACGAUAUGCUGGACCUGGCCUUUGGACUCACCGAGACGAGUCGAUUGGGCUGCCAAGUUAAGAUGACCAAGGAGCUAGACGGCCUAGUGGUGAAGCUGCCAUCUAUGACAAGGAACCUGCAAGCGAGCGAUUUCAGUUAAGAAGCUUAAUGAAGCACAUGUUUUGAUAUGAGAUGAGGAAAACUCUGUACUUGUAAAACUACUGUAUUUGGAAAAGACCGGGCGAUGGCGGGGAUUCAGGUGCAUCAUACGGGGUAUCUUUGUUGUGACAUUUAGUUGUAAGGCCGGAAGAGCACGGCCUGGUGAUUCCACUACUCCUCUUAAACGAAAGAAAGAAAUGAACACACUGAAAUGAUAUUACGCCUCCUCAAGCGCUCCCUUUUUUAACCCACCACCGCCUGAAGCGAUCAAUUCCAGGAAUCCCUUCUUACUCAUCUCAUUGACCUUUUCCUCUCGCUUCUUCAUACCGAUAACACCCUCCUUUUUCACACCCUUCUCAGCUUCAACAGCCUUGACUUGUGCGGCACGAACGGCGUUGAACAGCUUGACAACACCACGCUGCGCAACCUUUCGUAGCCUCCUCUCUGUCUCCAUAAUCUCGGAUGUCGAUGUCUCGAGCUCUCCAGUGGCGUCGUUUGUGGUAGCGAUAAGAACAUCCUUUACACGGCCCUUCUCGAAAGCUCGCUUCUUCUGCUCGCGCAUCUGCUUUUUCGCCUUAGAUUCUAAGGCGCUGUCGACAGCGGCCUUGGAGGCUUCGUGUGCUGCGGCACUUCGGGCGAGGACAGGAUCUGAUCGCUUGGACGAUGAUAACUUGGUGGAGAGAAUCUUGGAGAGCGAUGUUGCGAAAGCAUUGGGGUCGUUUCGCUUCGACUUUUUGCGUUUGUUUGUGGACGCGCCAUCCUCAUCGUCAUCAUCUGACCCUUCAUCGUCAUCAUCGUCUUCCCCUUCGUCGGAUUCGGCUUCUGGUUUGCUGUCUCUGGUAUUCUUGGCGUUUGUUUUUGUCUUCUUCAGGGGCUUAUUUGUUACAGCGCCCUCGUCUUCUGAGCUUGAAACUUCAUUUUCGGAGUCGCCAACAUCGUCCACCUUGACAUUGUGAAUAUCGUCGUCUGAAUCAAGCAGAUUUACAGCGUCAAACUCUUGCGCCUCCUCGGGUUCAGAGUCACUGUUGUAAUCUCGGAGUUGCUUUCUCUUUUGCUUCUUUGAGGGCCGUUGUAGACGACCGUCGUGUUGUCUCUUCUUUUUGUUUCCAGGUCCGGCCAUUGUGAAAUGUUUGUGUUGAAUUGAUGAAGCUGGGAUAUUCAACGCUUGCGGUGCAAAUCGUCGCGGAUCUGAAUUGGACGUCAAAACUUUUGAGAAUU
Molecule: messenger RNA, 2008 nt
Organism: Fusarium odoratissimum NRRL 54006
Lineage: Eukaryota; Fungi; Ascomycota; Sordariomycetes; Hypocreales; Nectriaceae
Exons: 2
Coding region: 222-791 (189 amino acids)
Biological process (GO): positive regulation of oxidoreductase activity; P450-containing electron transport chain
Cellular component (GO): mitochondrion
Molecular function (GO): 2 iron, 2 sulfur cluster binding
Source: RefSeq, a predicted model, not a curated record